AUGGAAGAAAAAUUAAAAGGCGGAGAAUGUGUAAGUCGAUCGACACACAAUCUAUUAGCGUUAAAAUGGCGGGAUAAAAAAGAUGUAUGGAURCUAUCCACCUCACAUUCUGAUGAUUUCGUGGAAACGAAAAAAAAUAAUUAUCAAACUGGCGAACCAAAGCGAAAACCAAAGUGUGUAGCAGACUACAAUGCCUUGAUGGGCGCAGUUGAUAAAAUCGAUAUGACUUUGAGUUCGCUUCACUGCGUUCGCAAAAGCACAAGGUGGUAUAAAAAAUAUUUCUUCCAUCUCUUAGACCUCGCCAUAUAUAAUGCGUAUAUUCUCCAUAAAGAUACUAAUGAAAAAAUUGUAACAUUUGAAAAAUUCCACCUGCGACUUAUAAAAGAUAUUUUGAGAGAAUACCCACCAGAUAGAGUAGAGACUAAAGGAGGAAGAAGUCAUUCGGACGACCUCYMAUUCCGAUUAACAGAGAGGCAUUUCCUUAGUUCCUGCGUAACUAAUGAAAAUGGAAAACAUUCUUCACGACGCAGAUGCGUUGUUUGUACAAAAAAUAAUCGAAGAACUGACUCGCGUUACGAGUGCAAGAAAUGUAACGUUGGCUUGUGCAUUGAACCAUGUUUUGAGAGUUAUCACACAAUACAAAAUUAUUAA
This is a messenger RNA of Polistes dominula (European paper wasp), 651 nucleotides long. RefSeq names its product piggyBac transposable element-derived protein 4-like. The record is from RefSeq and is a predicted model, not a curated record. NCBI's taxonomy places the organism in Eukaryota, Metazoa, Arthropoda, Insecta, Hymenoptera, Vespidae.